CGCAGUGGAAGACCUGAGCAGUUUCUAGGUAACCGAGAUCUGCCUUGGUCCCCGGAUGUAGCCAGGCGAAGAUUCCUGUCUUCACACAACUCCAGGGUUGGUCAGGUUGAGAGGCAGUUGUGAAUGAAGUGGUUAGGACAGAGGACCAGGGUUGUUGGUUAGGAGUCCCAGGAACACCUCAGAUAGAAUUAAAGACCUUGUCACCAUGAAGAAACUCUUCAGCUUCUGGGGAAAGGGGAAGACCGACGAUUCCCACAGCCGCUCCUCAGAACUGUCCAUGAGCAUGGCCAGUACUGACCCCAGCCUGUCCACGAGUGGGGGACAUCACCUUCAAGAUAAGCCCUUAAAGAAACUUCACAAAGCUGCUUCAGUUGGCAAUGUGCAAAAGUUCAAGAAAUACCUUGAACGCAAGAAGCAUGAUGUGAAUGGGCGGGACAAAAAAAGCAGGACACCUUUGCAUUUGGCCUGUGCUAAUGGAUAUAUAGAUAUUGUGUAUCUCUUAAUUGAGAAUCAAUGCAAAAUUAAUGUCCAGGAUAACGAAAACAAAACCCCAUUGAUCAAGGCAGUACAGUGUCAACAGGAGAAUUGUGCUAUGGUUCUUCUACAGCAUGGUGCAGACCCAAAUCUGAUGGAUUUUAAUAGUAAUACUGCCCUCCAUUAUGCUGUUUGUGGUCAAAAUAUCUCACUAGCCAAUGAAUUGCUUGAAUACAAAGCCAAUCUUGAAGCUAAAAAUAAGGAUGGCUACACUCCACUUUUACUUGCCGUUGCUGAAAAAAAUGUAAAUAUGGUAAAAUUUCUUGUGAAGAAAGGAGCAGAUGUUAAUGCAUCAGAUAACAACCACAGAACAGCCAUUAUGAUUGCUCUUACUGUUGAACCAACGAAUUCCGUAAAACUUCUUCUUCAACAAGAUACGAACUUAUCCUGCAGAGAUAUUUAUGGAUUUACAGCAGAGGAAUAUGCUUCUUUUAAUGGCUUUACUAUGUAUCAUCAGAUAAUUGCCAAAAAUGGAAACAAGAAGAAAACCAAGUCAACAGCUGACUGACUAAGCAGUUUUUCUUGUUACUUUAUAUUUGCUUUCAAGAAAGGAAACAGCGUUUUCUUUUCAGUGUAAUAAUUAACUAUGGAAUAAAAGUUUUCCUCAGUUUUGAAAUAAAAAAUCGUUUUGAAGACUU
Messenger RNA from Peromyscus eremicus (cactus mouse), 1172 nucleotides. RefSeq names its product ankyrin repeat domain 7 (gene Ankrd7). Gene Ontology annotation, molecular function: protein binding. Bases 206 to 1042 code for a protein of 278 amino acids. The transcript has 6 exons. The record is from RefSeq and is a predicted model, not a curated record. Lineage: Eukaryota; Metazoa; Chordata; Mammalia; Rodentia; Cricetidae.